AUGACAAAAUUACUGCAAGGGGAAGGAAUAAAAGCUUCGAGAUCAGCAGUGAGCUCUUUUCUGUCUCGAUAUCGACGAACUGGCAGCAUUCAAGAUGCGAAGAGAAGUGGCAGAAAAACAAAAUUAAGCAAUGACCAUGUCAAAUUCAUUGACGAUAGAAUGAAAGAAAACGACGAGCUUACAUCGGCAGAGUUGACAGAAAAAUUGUCGAAGGAAUGCCAUGUCGAAGUGUCCGCAACCACUGUUCGUGGGGUCAAACGAAAUGUACUUGUUUGGAAAAGCGAAACUGCUCGUUAUUGCCAAUUUGUCCGCGAACCAAAUAAGAUGAAAAGAUUUAUAUUCGCUUCCAAUGCUUUGCUCAACAAGGACACGUUUGAAGACGUGAUAUUUACCGACGAGACAAUUGUUCAAAUUGAACAGUAUGCCAGGAUAUGCUUCCGAAAAGAUGGCAGUCAACCCAAACGAAAAGGACGCCCGAAGCACCGUCUGAAGGUAUGUAAACAUUUUUCAAAUAUAAAAGUAUAUUAUGUAGCAUGGAUCAUUUAGUUAUUUCCCUACCCCUCUGAAUGCAAGAAAUAUACUGGCCUGUGUCAAUAUGAAGAAAUACAGGUCACUGCCAUGCUAACCUGAAAUUCAGGCCCUAAUUUAGAAUAGGGCCUGACACAAAACCUGUCUAAACCGUGGACGCCCACAUGUUAUUUUUAGACACAGUCAUACAAUAUGAUUGACAAGUGUUGUAGAUUUUAUUGCACGAAAAUAAAUACGAAAAAUAUAAAGAUAUUCAUUUCAUGUUGGAUUAUUUGUUUUUAUAUUCUCAUGAAAAUGUUCGCAGAGUGUGCAUUUUGCUUUUUAAACAUAAAAAUUCAAGGUACUUUUAAGAGUUCAGUUUCUCUAUUUAUUAAUCUAACCGACCAGCAAACAAAGAUUUAGUCAGUUCUGCGCAAGGACUGAAUUCAAAUAGUUUUGUUCUCUCCGAUCUACUUUCCGCAAUAUAGCUCAGAUAUUCAACGCCGAUAGGACCUGAUAAUAAGACUUUCACCGAAGCCAGUUGGCAGAAUGGCAAAGACAUCUUGGGCCUUGGCUGUCAACAACAAGCUUUCGAAUGCACGACUUUUGCUGUUCUUUCAGCGUCGUGUGUCCAAACUUCGUCAAAGUGAAAGAUUUUGAUAAAGCCCUUUCAAAAUACUGUGUGUUUGAUUUAUUUUCUGCCAUAAAGCAUAUUAAACAAAAGAAAUUCGAAGAAAUUCGACAAUACUAUUACGAUAAUCACAAUGGAAUUGGAUCGUUUGACCUUGUCACAUUGACCGAGCUAUUUAUAAAAUAUUGUUUAUGUGAACUUGCAACCAAUCAAAAUCUUUCAUGAUGCUGAUCAACCAAUCAGAUUUCCCGUCCACCAGAUGGACGGGAAUCCCACGGUUUAGAUAGGUUUUGUGUCAGGCCCUAUUUCAAAUUAGGGCCUGAAUUUCAGGUUACUGCCAUGCAGGCAGAGAAUACCAAUACAGUUCACUGCCAGGCCAAAGGGGCCCAGACGGGUAUCAGUAUAUAAUAAAUAUAUAAUUAUAGAAUAUACUACACAGUAAAAUUUGUGAUGAAUUUUAUAUUUUAAAAUGAUAUUUACUUGCCUUUACUUUGAUUGUAUGUGAUCGUCUUUUACUUCUGGGCGACUUUACACUCUGUGCCUGCGACUGUCAUCAUUACUAUCACCUAUGUUGACAGUCGCAGGCACAGAGUGUAAAGUCGCCCAGAAAAUAUGAAAGACGAUCACAUACAAUCAAAGUAGGCAAGUAAAUACCGUAAACCUCCGAAUAUAAGCCCCCCGAAUAUAAGCCCCCCCCCUGAAUAUAAGCCCACCACAUGUACUAAUGCUCACCUCAUUCCAAAUAUAAGCCCCCCCCAAUAUAAGUCCCCCAAAUAUAUAGGCCCAGUAGCCCACUACGUUACUCAACAUUGACAUUGUCUUUCAAUAUGACAUUGUCUUUCAAUAAACCCAUGCCAUAUUUAUACCCAAUAUAUGCCAUUGAACCAUAUAAUAACCGUGCAGUAUUUGUUCUUUAAAUUAUAGGUGCAUGUAUGGGGAGGAAUUUCAAAUCGAGGUGCAACUUCUGUUUGCAUUUUUACUGGAAUUAUGGAAAGCAUUGGGUAUCAAAAUAUCCUGGAAAGAAAUUUACUUCCAUUUAUCAAAAAGACCUACCCUGAUGGCCAUAGAUUAUGGCAGGACAAUGACCCAAAGUACACAAGUAAUUCUACAAAAGAUUGGUUUAUACGAAACGGAAUUAACCAUUGGAAAGCACCACCUGAGUCACCAGUAAGUUGUGCUAUAUUAGAGUCUGUUAUUACAGUAGUUGCCGUGAAUAAAUUUCACUUGCCAUCAGACAAUGGCCACUGGGUACCUAGGUAGGAGGAAUAAAUUAACCCAUUGAGUCGCAUUGAACCCUGAUGCACCCUACUUUAGUAUUUUACUCUAUCUAACGCCAGAGUAUUUUACUCUGUCUAACGCCAGACGAUUUUACUCGUCAAGGGGAGAGCGCUGGCGCUUAAUGGGUCAACUCCUCAUACUGUACAAUUUGAUAAACCAUUCCUUAUUUAUUGCCACACUGGUAUUCUGUGGUACAUUAGGAUUUUAUGCACAGAAUGUCUGAUUUAAAAAUAAUAGAAUAUGCCAAAUCUAACCCCAAGACCUCACAGGAAGAAAAAAAUAGUGAAAAACUAUACUAAAAAAAAUACUUAACAGGCUAUAUUAUAUACAUUUCACAAAAGAUAUGGAACAUAUAAAUUUGUGUGGUAUUCUGUGAUACAUACACCCAGUGUGAGACCAGAAAAUUGUCAAUGUUGUCGGAAAAUUGUCAAUGUUGUCGGAAAUUGUCAAAGUUGUCGACAGGGGGGGGGGGGGAGAUUUAAAAUGUAUUGUAUUUCCACCAACCGAUCAUUUGAAAUCACCUUUUGAGAUGGAUUAUCCUAGGCCUUAUGAAACACACUAUAAGCGCAUACAAUGUGGGUACAAGGUUGCUCACAGCCUCACGCUCCAAUAAACCUUAGAGACUUUGGCAUCCAGGGUGAUGCAUGAUGUAAUAUUCAAAUUCCCCCCCCCCCAAAUUGGCCUCUAUUUAUUUUUUAACUUGUAUUUUUAGCUUUUAUGAAGGAUUGAAAUUUACUUUUGUAUCUCACAGGACUUGAACUGCAUUGAAAACUUGUGGGCAGCCUUAAAGCAUCACAUCAGGAAAUAUGUUAAACCGAAGAAUAAAGAAGAGCUUGUUGCAGGAAUUAAAGAGUUCUGGAGCCAACUCACCAUUGAAACAUGCAGAAACUACAUACGUGGCGUUCAUAAAGUUUUACCAGCCAUAGUAGCAAGUGAAGGUGGUCCACAACAAAGUACUACUGAUGGCACAGUGACAAAAUAUCAAUUACAAGUAGAAAGUUACAUUACUUUUUUAAAUAAUAGGUUUUGUCAAUAA
This is a messenger RNA of Paramuricea clavata, 3452 nucleotides long. The record is from the annotation of a GenBank genome assembly. Lineage: Eukaryota; Metazoa; Cnidaria; Anthozoa; Malacalcyonacea; Plexauridae.